GCGAAUCGAUUCACUGCCGCAGUCCGGCUCGGCAUCCAACCAUGGCAGACAAGACGAAAGUAGCUGAACAGUAUUACGCCCCACCUCCGGAUCUGGGGAAAUGGGAGUCCUUCCGAAUGUUCCUGUGGAACUCCGAGACGGGACAAGUGCUGGGUCGCACCGGAUCCAGCUGGGCAAAGAUACUUCUGUUUUACCUGAUCUUCUAUGCCGUUCUGGUGGGUUUCUUCGCGGCGAUGCUCGCCAUCUUCUACCAGACCCUUGAUUCGAAGAUGCCAAAAUGGCAGCUGGACGCAUCAAUUAUUGGCAGUAACCCAGGUCUUGGUUUCCGGCCGAUGCCCGACUCUGCUAACGUGGAGAGCACCCUCAUCUACUACAGAGCGAACGACAAGGGAUCCGUGCUCAAGUGGGCGUCAGUUGUUGACGAGUUCCUCGACCAAUACCGCAAGAAGGGCAGUGGAAGUGGCGAGGCUGCUGGAGCUGAGAACCGCGUGGCUUGCAGCCCGACCUCCGCGCAGUUGGGCGAGCGACAAGUGUGCGACGUGCCCGUCGAUGACUUCCAUCCCUGCACUUCAGCCAACCAGUACAAUUACGAGGAAGGUGGACCUUGCGUGUUCCUCAAGCUCAAUAAGAUCUUCAACUGGCUCCCAAAACCAUAUAACAACACUGAAGAUCUACCCAAAGAAAUGCCUGAAGACUUGAAGCAACACAUCAAGAUGGUGUCUGGUAAGCCUGAUGCAAACACGGUGUGGGUAUCGUGCGAGGGAGAGAAUCCAGCUGACGUGGAGAACAUUGGGCCGAUCCAGUACAUCCCUCGGCGAGGUUUCCCCGCCUUCUACUACCCUUUUACAAACAAAGAGGGAUACCUGAGUCCACUGGUUGCGGUCCUUUUCGAAAAACCAAGGACUGGCGUUCUCAUCAACAUCGAGUGUAAGGCGUGGGCGAAGAACAUCUUCUAUGACAGAUACGAGCGGCGCGGCUCGGUGCACUUCGAGCUGAUGGUGGACCGUGCCUAAACAUCUUGGUCGACUUGGCACCCAACAUUCUUUGGCCAUUUCUAGUCAACGUCCAACUAUACCGAUUAAGGUCUUCGCACAUUACACUGAAUCAACGUCGACUCCACUCUUACUCAACUCACAGUAUAUCAUAUAAGAAUGUAUUUGGCAUAUAGUAAGCUCAAAAUAUACGACGCGUGGUCCACGAGUUGUUCACCUAUUAACUGUCACCGACCCGUGUUACCCCUACAAUGUGCUUACGACAAGCGCGCGACGCAUUGGCAACUCGUCGCCCGUACAGAGUGGAAAAAAAGUACAAAGAACACACCACAAAGAAGAAUCUUCAUGGUUGAGGUCGAGCUAGUUGACAACACACUUCCCACCGUUGACGCCAAGUUGUCCACUGGUGACCGUCGCGUUGAUCUUAGUUGACAACUCGUUUAUACCUAUAGUUGGAAGGGUAUCGGAUUGGCGUUGGUUCGGUGUAAUGUGCGUAGACCUUUACUUUGCUCAUCAGCACAUAAUUUGAUUUCUGGAUUACGCUUCCUGUGUUUUUGUUCGUGCGUAAGAGUUGCCAAGUCAGUGAUGAAGACAAAUUACUAAAUGUUGGAUUGAUGUUGUUUACAGAUAUGAAUGGAUAGUGUCGUUUUAUCGUUGGCUUACGCGAUACUCUUACGUACUCUGUGUGUAUGUGUAACGUUGAGCGUGGCGUGACUCAUUUACGUCCAACUCCAUUAAAACAAGCACUGCCAACAUCGGCCAAAGAGUUGAGAUCGGCCAAGUUAUGACCAAUACGCCAAUUGGUUAAGUUUCUAUUAAGACCAGUUGGCCAUGGCUGCCAUGGUGAGGCCGGCCGCCGGCUGCCGUUACAUUUCUAGCAAUAGCUGCCUCUUAGACGGCACUUAAUUUAUAUUCGUUUUAGAAUAGCCAUAAGGCGCCACAUGAAAUUUCCUUUACACGCUUAACGUUUUUAAAUAAAAUAAUGUUUAAUAUUGUAAUGUUUUCUGGACGGUGAGUCAAUAAAUAUGCAAUAGUUGGUUCCAAUUUAGAUUUU
Molecule: messenger RNA, 2046 nt
Organism: Leptidea sinapis
Lineage: Eukaryota; Metazoa; Arthropoda; Insecta; Lepidoptera; Pieridae
Gene: nrv3
Product: sodium/potassium-transporting ATPase subunit beta-2
Exons: 7
Coding region: 42-1013 (323 amino acids)
Biological process (GO): intracellular sodium ion homeostasis; intracellular potassium ion homeostasis; sodium ion export across plasma membrane
Cellular component (GO): sodium:potassium-exchanging ATPase complex
Molecular function (GO): ATPase activator activity
Source: RefSeq, a predicted model, not a curated record